Messenger RNA from Brassica oleracea var. oleracea, 1477 nucleotides. RefSeq names its product two-pore potassium channel 1. The record is from RefSeq and is a predicted model, not a curated record. The transcript is spliced from 3 exons. Bases 175 to 1266 code for a protein of 363 amino acids. Gene Ontology annotation, molecular function: potassium ion leak channel activity. Lineage: Eukaryota; Viridiplantae; Streptophyta; Magnoliopsida; Brassicales; Brassicaceae. Gene Ontology annotation, biological process: potassium ion transmembrane transport; stabilization of membrane potential. Gene Ontology annotation, cellular component: plant-type vacuole membrane.
GAGGAGGAAAAUAAAACAGAAUAAAUAAAACAGAGUAAGCACCGAAGAGAAGUGGCCAACUACGAGAAAUCAUCAAAUGAAGAACAAUUGCGAGAUCCGAUCAAACCGCUUAUGGCGAUUUUGAUUCCCUGAGUUCUGGUUUUUCAGACAGAUCUCUCAUAAGUCGAUUCUACAAUGUCUAACGACACAGCUCGUAACCCAUUGCUACCAAAGGACCACUCACCUCCCAUGGCACAAGACUUCAGCAUAAACUCAAGAACCUCCUCACGAAAAAGAAGACUCCGCCGCUCUAGAAGCGCUCCUCGCGGCGACUUCACGUACAACGAUAACGACGUCAAACUCGACGAGCCUCAUCCUCAUCCGAGCAAGAUCCCAAUGUUCAGAGACCUAAACCCGAAUCUCAGACGAGUCAUCCUCCUCCUCGCUUUGUAUCUCACCGUCGGCACUCUCUGCUUCUACCUCGUCAGAAACCAAAUCUCCGGUCACAAAACCAACGGUGUCCUUGACGCCGUCUACUUCUGUAUCGUCACGAUGACGACGGUCGGAUACGGCGACCUCGUUCCCAAUAGCUCCACGUCGCGGCUCCUCGCGUGCGCCUUCGUCUUCUCGGGGAUGGUCCUCGUGGGCCAUCUCCUAAGCCGAGCGGCGGAUUAUCUUGUCGAGAAGCAGGAGACUCUCCUCGUUAGAGCUUUUCAUCUGCGUCAGAGCUUUGGUCCGACGGAGAUUCUCAAGGAGUUGCAUACCAACAAGCUGAGAUACAAAUGUUAUGUGACGUUCCUUGUACUUGUGGUGCUCCUCUUAACCGGUACGGUUUUUCUUGUGGCGUAUGAGAAGAUGCCGGUUAUUGAGGCUUUCUAUUGCGUGUGCUCCACGGUUACUACGUUGGGGUAUGGGGACAAGAGCUUUAACUCGGGGACUGGGAGGCUUUUCGCUGUGUUUUGGAUCUUGACGAGUACUGUGUGUUUGGCUCAGUUUUUUCUUUAUGUGGCUGAGUUGAAUGCGGAGACUAAGCAGAGGGAGUUGGUGAAGUGGGUUUUGACUAGGAGGAUUACUAAUAAUGAUCUUGAAGCUGCUGAUCUUGAUGAAGAUGGUGUUGUUGGAGCUGCAGAGUUUAUAGUGUAUAAGCUGAAAGAGAUGGGGAAGAUUGAUGAGAAAGAUAUAUCUGGGAUUAUGGAAGAGUUUGAGCAAUUGGAUUAUGAUGAAUCCGGAACUCUGACGACUUCUGACAUCACUCUAGCUCAGACUACUUCCCAUAUCCAAAGGUAAGCUAGCAUCAUCUUUGGAAGAUGAAUCCGAAUCUUUGUUAACUUAUACCUACACACAAAACACAAAAAGCAAAGGAAGUGAACAGUUUUUUUUUUUGGAAAUAUUGUUUGAUUCUGUUUUUUAAUGCCACAUUCUCUCCCUCUUUGAAUGUUUUGUUUAUAUUUGGACUGGCAUGAACACUUUGUUUAAUAAAGUUGAACGUUGCUAUUAA